UGGGUGCGGAACUUGCUCCCGUUCUUGGACUUGCGCUGCGCAUUUUCGCUCGACCGCAUUGGUUUUUCAGAGUCGUUUGUCAUUUUGGAUUCAAUCCCCUGGAGUUGCACCGCCUGGCUUAACCCCCUGCCAUGUUUGUGCACAGAAGGACCGCAGUCGAGUUGGUGGUGUGGCUAGAUUCGGAAUAGGAGGAGGCUUCACCAGAGUCCGACAGAACCCGCCAUCGAGGGUGCUCACGCGGCGGGGCUGGUGAUGACGGAAGGGAUGUGCUCACAUUUCUGUUCCUCUGCUCAAAGCUCGUAUGCUGUGAGCGUGUACAGGAAAGCCCUGCACCGUGGCGGCAAGGCUCCGCACGGUCCGCAUGGGUAGGUGGGCGAAGAAAAAUUGCAGAAGGUGGCUUGUGCCCGACGUUGUGCUGCGGAGUCUGAUUUACUUCCCUGCUCGCUCGCGAGGCCGAUCUCAGAGGGGGUCCACCGAGUUCUGCGUGUGAUCAUCUCAGGUGGCGGUCGGGGCAGAGUGGGUGUGAUUUGCCAGUUUUCUCCAAGUAGUCGCUUCUAUAGCUUGACAGCGUGGAGAUUUAUAGUGUUUCAAUCUCGUGGCCAUGAUCUCGCAUGGCAUUACCUCACCUCUCCUCUCCGCUUUCCGCUCUCCCUUGGCGGCAGUGUCCGUUAAUGCCACAUCUAUCAACCGUAUCCCUAGCUUCUUCUCCAUUCAAAUCUGUUUUAAUUCAGUUUCAAGCUUUCUUCAGCUUCGCGCAUAGCACAAUUAGUGUUUUCACUUUCAUGCAGUGCCAAGGCAUGACCACUGUUGCCUAUUGCGCCAUCGACCGAUUUAGAGAUUUGCCUCCGAACAGUACAGUGUCUGCAUGGUGGAUUCACGUGGUCAUCAUGUUCACUGCCGUCAUGCUUGUGCGCAGCCUUAUCCCGACGAUUGCUACGGCAGUCCAUGCAGGCUAUUGGGGUCAUCUGGGGGGUGAAUGAAGGAAACGACGGUUCGGAUUUUCUGUCGAUCGGCCCUUUGCGCAUCUCGCUACCGUAGCUAGGUUGUGGAGCAAGGGCGCAUGAGGCCUUGUCUUUUGAGAGCCCGUAAAUAAGAUUGUUUCACUUAUCCAAUUCUCAGGGACCUGAGGGCACUCCACUAGGUGCCAGAGGUACGGCGGCGGAUCCGGAGGCAAAUCUGGUCAACGCUUGGCAGCAAUUCUCAAGAUAAUUCUUUUGGGAGACCACCUCCUUUUUCAAGUUGUCACGCCCUCCUCGUUGGAGGCAGCCUUGGCGUGAAUAUUGAUGACAUGAAGGCAUAGCCAAGGGAAUCGCUCAAUGCUGGUGCUGUUCUCAACAAGAGGUUGCGCAGCAUAGCCUGAGCCGGAGUGAUACGAGCAAGGGAAAGCAUAGCUUACCUGGCGAGUCUAGUGGUUCGCCGAUUCAUGCUCGUGCGAUCUCGGCGGUGUGGAGCACCAUCUUGUUCGGCGCUAGACAUCAGCAUUUAACUUCAUCUGGCAUUAUCACGGUAGUGGUGUGUCUGAGAUACCAGGGAUUCACGACAUCGUUUAUUCGGCGGUAGCGGAGGGCAAGCUAGUUUUCAUCGUUUCGCCUCCCAUCUAGAGGCCGCUAGUCUUCACUUGGCUUUGUUCUGAGAUGGCUCUCAGUCGUCGCGUCCAGAAAAGGCGAUUGCCCCAGUAACGCGAGUCGCGGCGCACAUUUGAUUUGCUUUGCAUUCUCGUGGUCUGCCUGCCCAAGUGGUUCCAUCGGCCUGGCCGCACCCGAAUGGUCG
Messenger RNA from Prorocentrum cordatum, 1770 nucleotides. Lineage: Eukaryota; Dinophyceae; Prorocentrales; Prorocentraceae. The record is from the annotation of a GenBank genome assembly.